UGAACCACUGAUCAGCUUAAAAGCUACACCAGGAGAUCCUUAUUUUUAUUAUUACUCUCAUCGUUGUCAUCAUCGUCAUCACUACCAUUGUCCCUGAUACCACCACAACCAUCAGAAUACUAUGUACAGGUAUGGCAUAUCUUCCCAGAGAAGAUCUUGGCCGCUAUGGAUGACGAUCCUUAUUUUUCUUGGAGUGAUGCUGAUCUUGGGAGUGAUUAUUGGUCUCCUGGUUCAUUUUCUGGCAGUUGGAAAAACUUACUAUUACCAAGGUGAUUUUCAUAUUUCUGGAGUCACUUACAGUCACAGUUGUGAAAAAGCAGUUUCACAAACCGGCACAGAUCUAAGUAAAGCUAUUGAAACUAAGAUGUCAGAUGCAUUUCAAAAUUCUAGUGUAUACAAAGAAUAUAUCAAUUCUCAGGUUAUCAAAUUUCUGCCUUAUCCCAAUGGAUCAAGGGUACAGUUUCAAUUGACACUGAAGUUUCCACCAGCAAAGAAGAAUAGCAUGAAAACUAAAAUCGAAGGUAUCUUACAUCAAAUGUUGAAGGACAACAUGGCAUCCUGGAAUGCAGUUCCCUCUUCCAUUAAACUUACAGAAACCAGCAAGGCUAACGCUGAAAUGCUUACUAACAACUGUUGUGGAAGACAACUGGCCAACAGCGUCAUUGCAGGCAACCGAAUUUUGGCUGGGGAAAACGCCCUGGUAGGGGCCUGGCCCUGGCAAGCAAGCAUGCAAUGGAAAGGCCGACACCACUGUGGUGCCUCUCUGAUCAGCAGCAAGUGGCUCCUAUCUGCAGCUCACUGCUUUGCUCUGAAAAGUAAUUCAGAAGACUGGACUGUCAACUUUGGAACUCUAGUAAAUAAACCAUAUAUGAGGAGGAAAGUCCAAAACAAUUUUCAUGAAAAUUAUACCAAGGCCGGGGUCCAUGAUGAUAUUGCCCUCGUGCAGCUUGCUGAAGAAGUCUCUUUUACGAAGUAUGUUCGUAAGAUUUGUCUUCCUGAAGCCAAAAUGAAGCUCUCAGAAAAUGACAGUGUUGUAGUUACAGGAUGGGGAACACUUUAUAUGAAUGGUCCUCUCCCAGUAAUACUUCAACAGGCUGUUUUGAAGAUUAUUGAUAACAAAGUUUGCAAUGCUCCCCAUGCAUUAUCUGGCUUGGUGACUGACAUGCUCUGUGCUGGAUUUAUGUCAGGAGAAGCUGAUGCCUGUCAGAAUGAUUCUGGUGGACCACUAGCUUAUCCUGACUCUAGAAAUAUCUGGCACCUUGUUGGAAUAGUAAGCUGGGGUGAGGGAUGUGGUAAGAAGAAUAAACCGGGUAUCUAUACUCGCGUGUCUGCUUACCGUGACUGGAUUACCUCUAAGACUGGACUCUGAGAGAGAAGUCAUUUUGGAAAGACACAAAAGACAACCAUAGAGUAUUCUUAUCCAUCACUGCAGAAUCUUUUUGAUUACUGGUAUACCAAUCGUUUCUUAUGUACAAAUGCAUGAAGGUCUGGAUUAAUAUUUUAUCUAAAAUUCUAUCCAUUCAUUUAUUUACC
This is a messenger RNA of Phacochoerus africanus (Common warthog), 1533 nucleotides long. RefSeq names its product transmembrane protease serine 11B-like. Gene Ontology annotation, cellular component: extracellular region; plasma membrane. NCBI's taxonomy places the organism in Eukaryota, Metazoa, Chordata, Mammalia, Artiodactyla, Suidae. Gene Ontology annotation, molecular function: serine-type endopeptidase activity. The record is from RefSeq and is a predicted model, not a curated record. Gene Ontology annotation, biological process: proteolysis.